Messenger RNA from Otolemur garnettii (small-eared galago), 1607 nucleotides. It is a transcript of the gene ADPRH, whose product is annotated as ADP-ribosylarginine hydrolase. The record is from RefSeq and is a predicted model, not a curated record. Gene Ontology annotation, molecular function: magnesium ion binding; ADP-ribosylarginine-[protein] hydrolase activity. Gene Ontology annotation, biological process: protein de-ADP-ribosylation. Lineage: Eukaryota; Metazoa; Chordata; Mammalia; Primates; Galagidae. The coding region runs from base 93 to 1190 and encodes 365 amino acids. The transcript has 3 exons.
UAGUGAGUAGUCGAUAAAAUGUAGAUGCUUUUGUCUUUUCUGAUUCUUCUUCUUCCUCUUAUUUCCUCGUGUGUCUUAUUAGUCCCCUAAAGAUGACCUCUUCACAGCCCAGCAUUUGUGAGGGACUGAUGGAGAGAUACGUGGCUGCCAUGGUGCUGAGUGCAGCUGGAGAUGCCUUGGGGUACUUUAAUGGGAAGUGGGAGUUCCUCCGAGAUGGGGAGAAGAUACACCGGCAGCUGGCCCAGCUGGGUGGCUUGGACGCCCUGGAUGUGGGAAGGUGGAGAGUGAGUGAUGACACAGUGAUGCACCUGGCUACAGCAGAAGCCCUCCUGGAAGCUGGAGAAGCCCCAGACUUGGCUCAGCUAUAUUCCCUCCUUGCUAAACAUUACCAAGACUGCAUGGAAGACAUGGAUGGCCGGGCACCAGGUGGCGCCUCGGUGCAGAACGCCAUGAUGCUGAGGCCAAAUGAGGCCAAUGGCUGGAGGAUUCCCUUCAAUGAUCAUGAGGGUGGCUGUGGCGCUGCCAUGCGGGCCAUGUGCAUCGGUCUCAGGUUCCCGCACCCCAGCCAGCUGGACACACUGAUUCAAGUGAGCAUCGAGAGUGGUCGAAUGACCCACCACCACCCCACAGGCUACCUGGGGGCCCUGGUGUCUGCUCUUUUUACAGCCUAUGCUGUGAAUGGCAAACCCCCUGAGCAGUGGGGAAAAGGACUGAUAGAGCUGCUACCAGAGGCUAAGAAGUAUGUUGUCCAAUCGGGCUACUUUGUGGAGGAAAAUCUUCAACACUGGUCCUACUUCCAAAACCAAUGGGAAAAGUACCUAAAACUUCGAGGGAUUUCGGAUGGCAAAUCAGCCCCCACCUUCCCCAAGCCCUUCGAUGUGAAGGAGAGGGAUCUGUUCUACACAUCUCUGAGCUACUCAGGCUGGGGUGGCAGCAGUGGGCACGAUGCCCCCAUGAUUGCCUAUGACGCCAUCCUUGCUGCAGGAGACUCCUGGAAGGAGCUUGCCCACCGAGCCUUUUUUCAUGGUGGAGACAGUGAUUCUACAGCUGCCAUUGCUGGCUGCUGGUGGGGAGUUAUGUACGGUUUUAAAGGCGUGAGUCCCUCCAACUAUGAGAAACUGGAGUACAGAAACCGGCUAGAAGAGACAGCUAGGGCUUUGUAUUCUCUUGGUCAAAGGAAGACACUGUAAUUACCCUUUAGGGCCGUGUCAUAUUCGUUUCUGGUGGUUUCUUCUUUGGAGUGUUCUUGUUUUUGUUCUUUCUUUUCACCAAAGAUUCUUAACCUCGUACUCAGGGGAUUUUGAGAUAACAAGUCCCUUAGCCACCUUAAGCUCAGUCUCACUGAGCUUAAGCUUUCAGACUCACACUGUUGCUCCUAAUCUGUCCUCUUCUUAUAUUGAAGACUCUUAUCUCAGUUGAUGGGGUCAGCAUCUCCCAAGAUAGAAAUCCCAAAACCUCGUAUGUGAGUCUUCAGUUUCAUUGUGUAAUUGUUCUAAAGUUUCUUUCUGUUUGUCUUUAGGUUUCAGGGGUGGGGAACUUCCGGCCUUAAGGCCACGUAUGGCAUUCUAGGUCCUUAAGUGUGACCUUUUGACCUAAUCCAGAUUUUA